AUGGGUAAGAUCCGGCCCGGACCGGAUCCAAAAGCGGCAUUGGUCUCCGAGAUUUGUUCCCUAUCGAGAUCAUCACCAAUUUCUUGCAUUCAUAUCAAUCACAACUCUGCUUCAUGUUUCAUCGACUGGUAUCUCCUUCUCGGUAUUCAGGAAGAUGCAGAGGUCAAGCUCAUACGUAAACGAUAUCACAAACUAGCUCUGAAGGUUCAUCCCGAUAAAAACAAUCACCCAAAAGCAGAUAUUGCUUUUAAGCUCAUCCACGAGGCGUAUUUAUGUCUGUCAGACGAAACAAAGAGAAGAUGCUUCAACAUAGACCGACGAAAGAACAUCUGUCUGAAAUGUAGCCGGGUCUCACACAAAACCAAAGAGAACCGUACCGAUAGUAAACCAAACCGGUUCUGUCAGACACUCAGGGACAUCAGGGACAAGUUCAGAGAAGAGAACAAGGUGAUUGAAAGAUGUUUGAAAACCAGCAGUGGAAUAGUCCCCCGAAAUCGAACCGACGAAACCCCGGUUUUUGGUAUACCAAACCGGUUUAACAAGGAGUCACCGGUUUUUAAUCCAUCGGAUUACAAGUUUUGUGGUUAUCCACACGUGAGAAAUCGGGUGUUGGACAACAACUUGUCGGAUUGGAAGAUGUUCAUGAGAAGCAGAUCCACUUGUGUUCACUCAUCUUGA
Messenger RNA from Microthlaspi erraticum, 678 nucleotides. Lineage: Eukaryota; Viridiplantae; Streptophyta; Magnoliopsida; Brassicales; Brassicaceae. The record is from the annotation of a GenBank genome assembly.